AUGGGAGGGCAAAAGCAGACCAAAGGCAGGCCAAAGGCAGGCCAAAAGCAGGUCAAAGGCAGGCCAAAGGCAGGCCAAUGGCAGGCCAAAGAAAGGCCAGGGCAAGGCCAGGGCAAGGCCAGGGCAAGGCCAGGGCAAGGCCAGGGCAAGGCCAGGGCAAGGCCAGGGCAAGGCCAGGGCAAGGCCAGGGCAAGGCCAGGGCAAGGCCAGGGCAAGGCCAGGGCAAGGCCAGGGCAAGGCCAGGGCAAGGCCAGGGCAAGGCCAGGGCAAGGCCAGGGCAAGGCCAGGGCAAGGCCAGGGCAAGGCCAGGGCAAGGCCAGGGCAAGGCCAGGGCAAGGCCAGGGCAAGGCCAGGGCAAGGCCAGGGCAAGGCCAGGGCAAGGCCAGGGCAAGGCCAGGGCAAGGCCAGGGCAAGGCCAGGGCAAGGCCAGGGCAAGGCCAGGGCAAGGCCAGGGCAAGGCCAGGGCAAGGCCAGGGCAAGGCCAGGGCAAGGCCAGGGCAAGGCCAGGGCAAGGCCAGGGCAAGGCCAGGGCAAGGCCAGGGCAAGGCCAGGGCAAGGCCAGGGCAAGGCCAGGGCAAGGCCAGGGCAAGGCCAGGGCAAGGCCAGGGCAAGGCCAGGGCAAGGCCAGGGCAAGGCCAGGGCAAGGCCAGGGCAAGGCCAGGGCAAGGCCAGGGCAAGGCCAAGGCAAGGCCAGAGCAUGGCCAGGGCAAGGUCAGGGCAAGGCCAGGGCAAAGCCAGGGCAAGGCCAGGGGAAGGCCAGGGCAAAGCAAGACAAAGCAAGGCAAGGUAAGGCAAAAGCGGUUAAGUGUACUUAAGCACGCCCAAGACAAAAAUUAUUCUAACGUGACGUGA
Molecule: messenger RNA, 852 nt
Organism: Bursaphelenchus okinawaensis
Lineage: Eukaryota; Metazoa; Nematoda; Chromadorea; Rhabditida; Aphelenchoididae
Source: the annotation of a GenBank genome assembly